AUGGCAAAAAGGCAGAAACAACCAACAACAGAAAUUGAAACAACUGCUGAGGAGGAAUGUAACAGUGAAAAGCAAUGGAACAGUACAGAUCUAGCUGAGGAGAAGGAAAAUCAUAAAUGCAAGGGCCAAAAGCCAACAAUUCCACGAAGAUUACAGUUCUCAGAGGCAGGAUCUUCGGCGCAACCUUUCCCAAACCUAGAACAAUAUGCAGCAAUAGCAAAUGGAGGAAACAAACUGAAGCAACAUGCAAAGGAGCUUAGACAGCAAAAUCGCAAUUCUCAGAUGGGCAUGAGACUGGACUAUGUACCACCAAUUCAUCGAGAUGGUAAGAUUGUUGUACAAAUUGUAGAGGAAGAUGUUCGAGAAUUGAAUGACCAUUGGGCGACUGCCUUAAUUGGUUAUGUUCUAGGUGAUACUCCAUAUGAGAAAUCUAUGGAGGCUUAUAUUGCUUCAGUUUGGGAUUUUGUACCGAAACCUCAAAUUUUGUAUCACAGUGAUGGCUACUAUGUUUUUAUAUUCUCAACAAUUGAAGAUAGGGAUCUAGUAAUGCAAGCAGGACCAUACUCGUAUCACAACAAACCAUUCAUACUACAAAACUGGGAAAGAGAAUUUCAUUUUGACCCUAAAUGCAUUACAACUAUUCCUUUGUGGUUACAUUUUCCAAGCUUACCUGUUGGAUAUUGGACUGCAGAUGCACUUAGCAAAGUGGCUAGUGCUAUUGGAACCCCUAUGUAUACUGGCAGAUACACAGCUGACCUUAACAAAAUAUCAUAUGCAAGGGUCUUAGUGAAGGUUGAUAUCACUAAGCCAAUACUGGAGAGUAUAGAGAUUGAUACUCCAUCAGGAACUAUUCAACAAGAAAUUCUGUAUGAAUGGAAGCCAAAGUUCUGCAGUGAAUGUAUCUACUUUGGCCAUGAUAGUUUUGAGUGUUGGAGAAAUAAGCAUCAGAACAAUGAAGAAGCUGAAUUUAAAGCUCCAAAAAGAAGGAAUAGAGUUAGAAAGAAGAAAAUAGUUCAGGAGUGGAAGCCAAAAGAACAACAAGAGCAAGAAGGGAAAGUAGAUGGGAAAGAAGAAGAGAAUCAACAAGUAGAGGCAGGAAAGGGUAAACAAAAAGCAGUAGCUGAAGAUGCUCCUAUACAAGUGACCAGUAGAAAUGAAGAUUGCAGAAUUCAGCAUAGCCACAGGGUUGCAUUCUGA
Messenger RNA from Nicotiana tabacum (common tobacco), 1197 nucleotides. Lineage: Eukaryota; Viridiplantae; Streptophyta; Magnoliopsida; Solanales; Solanaceae. The record is from RefSeq and is a predicted model, not a curated record.